Doryrhamphus excisus (bluestripe pipefish) is the source of this 2739-nucleotide messenger RNA. The record is from RefSeq and is a predicted model, not a curated record. NCBI's taxonomy places the organism in Eukaryota, Metazoa, Chordata, Actinopteri, Syngnathiformes, Syngnathidae.
CGCGGGACAGCGCGAUUACAACAUAGAAAAUACUAUGGAUACUCUCCACCCGCGUGGAGCGAGCUGACGUUAAAAACAUGCACCUUUGAGAGACAUGAAUAUGUUGAAACUUUCAACUUUUCCAACAGGUGUGUGCUUGUGGGAGUGAUGCUGGUGGGAAACUCCCUCUACAUUCCCAUGACUGAGAAUGACAAAAAAACCCUCAAUAGUCCUGCUUGGGAGGCUGAGAUCAGACCAACCAUGAUCUUGCAACGGUGGGGCCUACUCCUAGCGCUGGAAUGCAUGUUCCUAUGCGUCUCCAGCCAGAAGCGGCAGUGCGCUUUCCAGAUCACACCCAACAACAGCAAAUAUCUACAGGAGGGAAACGUCAGUGGUUCGGUGCAGAUUUGCAAGCGUACGCACUGCUGCGUGGGCUAUUUCCUCAUCGUCCAUGGCCAGGCAGAGGUUGACGUUCUGGCUUGCAAUAAGGUUGAAAAGUCUUGCCCGCAUGCAACCUGCAAGCCGCAAGCUCAUCGAGAGAAUCUGGUGAAGUGUGUGUGCAACACAGACCUGUGCAACAGCAAUAUCAACUGGACUGGAGUGGGACAAGAGCCACAGACCACAAGACCCACUGGCUCUGUGGAUGAAACGUGGAUAAUAACCAUUGUCUUGAGUGUGGUUCUCCUUUGCCUUGUGAUUGUUGCUCUUCAGUGGAUACAUCUCUCACAAAAGAAGAGUAACAUUUCUUCAAGGCAGACUCCGCAGGCUUCCCUUCAUAUCUCACCAGCAUGUUCCUGCCAAAUAACCCACACCUCACAGAUUGAUGUCACUCAUAUACAACUACAUCAGAUGGUGGCCAGCGGGCAUUUUGCCACGGUGUGGCGGGGCACACACGGAGGAUCUGUGGUGGCUGUGAAACUUAUCCCCGCCGCCAUGGAGCAUGUGUUCACCGCCGAGGAGGAGGUCUACGGGCUUCCGCUGAUGAAGCAUGCCAGCAUCAUCCGCUUCCUGGGCUCUGUGAGAAGAUCACAUGAUGGCAGCUGGCUCAUUGUCCUGCAGUAUGCAGAAUAUGGCUCUCUGCACUCCUUCCUGUGCAAGAACACCACCAGCUGGCUGUUGUCGCUCAAGAUGUGCCACUCUUUAUCACAGGGACUCUGCUAUCUCCACACGGACCUUCAUACACAAGAAGGACACAAGCCGCCUGUGGCCCACAGAGACCUGAGCAGCUUCAAUGUGCUUGUACGAGCAGAUGGUACUUGCGCCCUUUGUGAUUUCGGUUGCUCCACCAUCCUGCGCUCAUGUUUGGGACACUACCAAACAAGAACCACGAAGAUGACUGUCCAUCUUCAGAGUCAUGCUCAGACCGGCACCUUGCGCUACAUGUCCCCCGAGAUCCUGGAAGGUUCCGUUAAUCUCCUCAGCAACUGGUGCUUGCAUGCUGACAUCUAUGCCCUGGGUUUGCUGCUGUGGGAGAUCUGGAUGCGCUGCUCGGCUUUGUUUCAAGAUGGCGCCCCUCCACAACAUCUCCUACCUUACCAACAAGAGCUGGGAGCUGGGUUGACUUGGGAGAACCUCACCAUUCACGUUUCUCACAUGGAAAGAAGACCUUCCAUACCCGAGCAUUGGCGGCUGCUGAGACAGGGGUCUUCGCUGCAGGGUCUACUGAGGGAAUGCUGGGACUGUGACCCGGAUGCUCGGCUGACGGCGCAGUGUGUUGUGGACAGAUUAGUAUCGCUUCACUCUCAUGUUGUUGUAUAACAAUCGAUAUUCACCUUGUCUUCUUAUUGUUUACAUAUUCACAGUAAGUUUUAAGGAUGCUUCAGUCAAGAUCCAGACUGGCUUUGUUAGUGCAUUCAAUCAUUUUAACCUCAAUGCUAAUCAGGUGGUGGUGCUGUCAUUCUGGAAAUGCAGGAAAGAAAAAAGCUGCAGGCUGUAUGACAGGACUAGACAUGACUAAUGUUAACAACAAGGCAAUUCACAGUGUUUUAUUCAAUGUGUGUUUUUAUGUUUUAGGUCUUGUUUUUGAUUCUUUUACGCACUUUUAACUCUGAAGAGGUUCUUAAAUAUUGUGCCUAAUGACAAAAAUUCCACCAAAAUAUUAUGCAUUAAUUUUGCCUCUUCACUUUUAAGGCCACCGCAGCCUAAAAAAUUAUGUUUAAGAUUUUAAGAAAAACAAAAAAAAAUAUUUUCUCUAAGAUAGCCUUCAAGGAGUAUUAUUCUGAGGCCCUGAAAUGGGUAAAUGAUUGGCAGCAGCAUUGUGUCAUAUUUUUAUAAAUCCCGAUUUAAGAACCACUGUGGGAUUAAACUUCACAUAUUUUCAUUACUGUGUGUAUUGUACUAUUGCAUUAUUAUUAUGAUGUUUAUUAUCCCUGAUUGUGUAAAGAUACACACUUCUGCCUUUCAUAGGGGAGGACAUGGAUAUGAUUCCCAGCCGUGUCAUACAUGAGGAAGAGCAUGUAUGCGAUUAACUCAGUGUGAGUUAAUCGCUGACAGGCUGAAAAUGGGAAAAUAAAAUAUUCAUUUUGAAAUUAGAUAAUACAUAAUACACACAAGUGUACAUACAGGUGUAGUGCGCAUUCUCGGAUGACUCAGAGGCCAUUCAUUUGAAAGUUGUCAUGUGCAAGCCUUUUCCAUGACACACAACACAUUUUCCAUAGAGAUGUCAACAAAAGUACAACUACAAAAAUAAACAUAUUACAUAUCAAAACUACACAUUGUUAAAUUAUCUUUUUUGUAUUGGAUCAAAUUAGACGCGUAUAA